Messenger RNA from Phytophthora sojae, 1479 nucleotides. RefSeq lists its product as hypothetical. NCBI's taxonomy places the organism in Eukaryota, Oomycota, Peronosporomycetes, Peronosporales, Peronosporaceae. Bases 1 to 1479 code for a protein of 492 amino acids. The transcript is spliced from 10 exons. The record is from RefSeq and is a predicted model, not a curated record.
AUGGAGAAUGAAGAGCGGUCAGGUGGGAGAGCGAGCUCAGCUCAUGCGCUCUUAGGCCCGUUCUCAACCGGCCGCAUGCGGCCGCACCGCAUCGCACAGUUUUGUACAAUGCGGCUGCAUGCGGCCGCAUCGGUUGAGAACGCUCCGCGAGGAGCUUUGCUGGCCGCCCACGCCGUCGCCAGCGACCGCGAGGACGCGCAGCAGCAGCUGGCGCAGCCACUCAAGACGCUGUCGGAGGAGCUGGAGCUCGUGGCGGCCGCUGCGACGACCGUGCCGCUCGCCGCCGCGCUGACCCCGGACUUCUAUGCAAGCUACCUGCUCAUUGUGCUGCUGGCGAAGAAAAUGAAUGACGCGCGGUUCCUGUGGAAGCGCAUCGCGCGGAGAACUCCGAGGAGGUCCCGUGCUGUGUGGGAGAUCGGCAAGGCGCUGUGGCAGCCUGCCACCCGCGAGGGCACUGCAGAGCUGCUGAGUCUUGCGUAUUCGACAAUUUCGGUCAGCGAUGCCGCGCUGGGCUUAGCUCGGCACGAAGACGCGAUGCAGUACUGCUCGUCGCUGAACUGGGAGGUGAAUGCGGCGGACCAAAUGAUCCUGCCAGAACACGGAGGCUCUGCAAGUCAAAACACCAGUGACGCCGAGUCCACCGUCAGCACGCGCAGUAGCAAGAGCAGCAAGAACAACAGCAGCAGCUCGUCGUGGAAGCAGAAGCGGCGACGGCUCAAGACGGAGCGGCUCAGCAGCACGACCAUGGCCAUUGGGACCUCCGUCAUCUCCAAAAGCUCCCCCAGUCGUGCAGAUCGGGGCGACGACCUGGCGGUGACGAAUCCCAUCGAGCAGAAGGCUUGCGACGCUUUCCUGCUGAAGGUGAACCAGAUCGCCAGCAACACGGCGUCGAUUGAGGCAGUGACGGUGGAGAAGAAGAGUGUGGCCGCCGGUGUUAAGAAGGGCGCUCCGUGCCAUGCUGAGCGUUUGGUCAAGUACAACCAGGCUCAGUCUAUCGAGAAGGAUCGCGACGAUAAGACAACGCUAGUGGGAAUGGAGAAGCUGGACAAACACCACGCACCCGAGCUGGGCAUUGCCGACUUUGGCGAGAGCGAGGAGCAACGCAGACUGAGGAGACACACGCCGCUCGGCGCCGAGAAGUACGAGGUCGGAGCCACGUACACCUUCGAUAAUCUGGCGCUGGGCAACAAGGCGAGCGACUACACUAGUUUCUACGCAGAUGUGCUGUACACGGCCGAGCAGUUCGUGUCGUUCGGGCCGCAGGCCGAGAUCAAGGAGUACUGCACGCUGUUGUCGUACCAUAUCCACCGUCGUCGGCAAUCCUGCGUCGGUGCCCAGGGACGCCUGCACCAACAACCGAACGCACUGCCUCCGUUCCUGGCGUACUCGGGCUCGAGCAACGUCACGGCCUCAGUCGUGUACGUGUACAGCACGACUUUGUAUGAAUACGUGUUAAUGCUGAACACGUACAGUCGAUAA